AUGGCAAACCCCGGACAAGACACCGUGGAGGUAGAGGCAAGACUCCGCUUCGAUGAGGCGGCGCUGGCAAGAUACUUGAUCUCCCAGGGCCUGCCUGGCGUGGAUGGCGGACCUCUGAAAGUGAAGAAGUUCGGCUACGGACAGUCCAAUCCCACCUAUUGCUUGGACACCCAUGGCGGACAGAGAUAUGUUCUACGGAAGCAGCCCCCAGGGAAGCUUAUCCGUGGAGCCCACGCGGUUGACCGAGAGUACCGUGUGAUGAAGGCUUUGGGUCAGGUCGGCUACGAGGUGCCGGUUGUCCAUGCGCUGUGUGAGGAUCCCAAGGUCAUUGGAACAUCCUUUUACGUCAUGUCUUUUGUCAAGGGACACAUCCCGGACAAUGGCCUCCUAAAGCUUCCGAAGGACCGGCGAAGGUCCGCCAUGGAAGCGAUUGUACAGAGCCUGGCCAGGCUUCACAGCUACGACCCCAACACGCUGGGGCUCCUCUCAGGGAAGCCCUAUGGCAAAGUAGGGGGCUUCUACGAGCGCCAGAUCCGCACCAUGAAGAGGACCAGCGAGGCUCAGGUGUCCGGAUCAGAUGGCCACAUCCCGCCUAUGCAGCGCAUCAACGACCUGAUCCAGCUCUUUGAGGCGAACAUGCCUCCCGACAGGUCUUGCGUGAUCCAUGGCGACUGGAAGCCCGACAACCUCAUCCUUUCCCCCGACGGCCAGCCGAAAGUGUUGGUAGCCCAUCGGAAACGCGAUGCGCACAAUGAUUCUUAA
Molecule: messenger RNA, 762 nt
Organism: Symbiodinium necroappetens
Lineage: Eukaryota; Dinophyceae; Suessiales; Symbiodiniaceae
Source: the annotation of a GenBank genome assembly